AUGGGCUGCAAUUGGCCCAACAGCUGUGCCCCGCCUCCUGCCCUGCCCCAGCUGAGUAAGAAGUAUGGACCAGUGUUCACAGUGCAUCUGGGACCCUGGCGACGCGUGGUGGUCCUGGUCGGACACAAGGCUGUGCGGGAGGCUCUGGGAGACCGGGCUGAGGAGUUCAGCGGACGGGGGACUUUGGCGACACUGGACCGGACCUUUGACGGCCACGGGGUUUUCUUCUCCAACGGGGAGCGGUGGAAGCAGCUAAGGAAACUCACCGUGCUUGCUCUGCGUGAUCUGGGCAUGGGGAAGCGAGAAGGCGAGAAACUGAUCCAGGCCGAGGCCCAGUGUCUGGUGGAGGCAUUCCAGGAAAUGGAAGGACGGCCAUUUGACCCCUCUCUGCUGCUGGCCCAGGCUACCUCCAACGUCAUCUGCUCCUUCACCUUUGGCCUCCGCUUCCCCUAUACGGACAAGGAGUUCCAGGCCGUGGUCCGAGCAGCUAGUGGCACUCUGCUGGGGAUAAGCUCCCCAUGGGGUCAGUCCUACGAGAUGUUCUCCUGGUUCCUGCAGCCCCUGCCAGGCCCCCAGACACAGCUCCUCAGCCACGUGGGCACCCUGGCUGCCUUCGCCGUCCAGCAGGUGCAGCGGCACCGGGGGAGCCUGGACACCUCGGGCCCAGCCCGUGAUGUCGUGGAUGCCUUCCUGCUGAAGAUCGCACAGGAGGAACAAGACCCAAACACAGAAUUCACCGAGAAGAACCUGCUGAUGACGGUCAUUUAUCUGCUGUUUGCUGGGACGGUGACAGUCAGUGCCACGGUCAGCUAUGCCCUCCUGCUGCUUCUGAAGUAUCCUCAGGUCCAAGAGCGGGUGCAUGAGGAGCUGACACGGGAGCUGGGGGCAGGCCGGACACCAGGCCUGGGGGACCGUGCCCGCCUCCCGUACACAGAUGCAGUUCUGCAUGAGGUGCAGCGGCUGCUGGCACUGGUGCCCAUGGGUGUGCCCCGUGCUCUCACGCAGACCACCUGCUUCCGAGGAUACACCCUGCCCCAGGGCACUGAGGUCUUCCCUCUUCUUGGUUCCGUCCUGCAUGACCCUGAGGUCUUCGAGCAGCCAGAAGAGUUCAACCCUGGCCGUUUCCUGGACGAGAACGGGCGGUUCAAAAAGCACGAGGCGUUCCUGCCCUUCUCCUUAGGCAAGCGCGUCUGCCUCGGGGAGGGCCUGGCACGGGCAGAACUCUUCCUCCUCUUCACUACCAUCCUGCAGACCUUCUCCCUGGAGAGCCCAUGCCCACCGGGCAGCCUGAGCCUACAGCCGGCUGUCAGUGGAUUUGCCAACAUCCCCCCAGCCUUCCAGCUGCAGGUCCGGUCCCGCUGA
This is a messenger RNA of Orycteropus afer afer, 1362 nucleotides long. RefSeq names its product cytochrome P450 2S1. The record is from RefSeq and is a predicted model, not a curated record. The transcript is spliced from 8 exons. Gene Ontology annotation, molecular function: heme binding; oxidoreductase activity, acting on paired donors, with incorporation or reduction of molecular oxygen, reduced flavin or flavoprotein as one donor, and incorporation of one atom of oxygen; iron ion binding. Lineage: Eukaryota; Metazoa; Chordata; Mammalia; Tubulidentata; Orycteropodidae. Gene Ontology annotation, cellular component: intracellular membrane-bounded organelle; cytoplasm. Gene Ontology annotation, biological process: xenobiotic metabolic process. The coding region runs from base 1 to 1362 and encodes 453 amino acids.